This is a messenger RNA of Scheffersomyces coipomensis, 1017 nucleotides long. RefSeq lists its product as uncharacterized. The record is from RefSeq and is a predicted model, not a curated record. Gene Ontology annotation, biological process: cytoplasmic microtubule organization. Gene Ontology annotation, cellular component: nucleus; microtubule plus-end; cytoplasm. The transcript has a single exon. Gene Ontology annotation, molecular function: microtubule plus-end binding. Bases 139 to 909 code for a protein of 256 amino acids. NCBI's taxonomy places the organism in Eukaryota, Fungi, Ascomycota, Pichiomycetes, Serinales, Debaryomycetaceae.
GUGGUUGAUCUAUGCAGGUCGUGUUUUUUUUUUGUUUGUUAAUGUUUUUUGUUUUUUUUUGUUCGUUAUGUUUACUAUUGGUAAUGGAUUGUUAUACGUCUUAGAACAAACAUUAAAGAUAGUAAGAUACUGGUAACCAUGGAUGAUUUAAGUGUGUAUGUGACGUCAAAUUUGACAUCAUCAGAAAGAAGGAUCUCUCCACAAUGGGAUUUAGACUAUUUCAAAACCAAACUUGAAUUGAUAACUGGUAUACCACCUCAAUUUCAAACCAUUCAAUAUUUCCCUAUAUCCCAUUCCAAUGAAUAUAAAGUAAUAUCAGAUGCCAAAGCAUAUCAGCAAGAUCAAGAUAAAACUCAUAGAUUGACUGAAUUCGAUAUUGUCUCGUUUUCAAGAAUACAUGUGGUGGAUACUAAUCCUGAUUCUGAAUUGAAUGAUCUUGAUAUGAUUGAUGCUGAUGAUGAAACGAGUGAAAAUGUGGCAUUCAAAUUAAGUGAUGAAGAUUAUGCUAAAAGAUCAGAUUCAGUUUUGAAUUGGAAACAACAGAAUAAAUUAGGUAGGUUUGAUCCUGAAUUUAAUAAGAUUAAAGAACAACAAGUUCAAGAAAAUGAAGAAAUCUCUCAAACUUUAAAGGUAGGUGAUAGAUGUCGUACUAUAAAUAUUGCUGGUGAAAGAAGAGGAGUGAUAAGAUAUGUUGGAAAAAUCAAUGUUCUAGAUAAAGGUGAAAGUGUAUGGGUAGGGAUUGAGUUUGAUGAGCCUGUAGGGAAGAAUAAUGGAUCAAUAGAUGGUGUCAAAGUAUUUGAAUGUAAACAAGGCCAUGGUAGUUUUGUUAAGCCUAAACAAGUUGAAGUAGGAGAUUUCCCUGAACUUGAUCCAUUUGGUAGCGACGAUGAAGACGAUGAUGAAUUAUAAGCAUAAUCAGAAAGGCUUUCUAGUUAAAGAGACGUUUUGGGACUGUAUAUACAGCUGUAUUCUUGUCUUAUAAGGUGUACCUUAUUAUAUAUAUAUAUAUAUAUAUAU